Molecule: messenger RNA, 1860 nt
Organism: Cotesia congregata
Lineage: Eukaryota; Metazoa; Arthropoda; Insecta; Hymenoptera; Braconidae
Source: the annotation of a GenBank genome assembly
AUGUCGAUGUACAACUUCAAAAAAAUCACCGUAGUCCCUACGGCAAAGGACUUUAUUGAUAUUAUAUUAUCGCGAACUCAAAGAAAAACACCGACAGUAGUUCACAAAAAUUAUAAAAUCUCCCGUAUCCGGGCAUUUUACACCCGUAAGGUUAAAUUCUCCCAGCAGAGUUUCCACGACCGUCUGUCUAAGAUUAUCCAGGAAUUCCCGAAGCUUGAUGAUGUCCACCCUUUCUACGCGGACUUGAUGAAUGUCUUUGUUGCCAAGGAUUACGUUCGUCUUCUCAAGUACGGAGACUCUCUCUACAGAUGUAAACAGCUCAAAAAAGCGGCUUUGGGUCGUAUGGCCACCAUUAUGAAGCGACAAGCUGCUAACUUGACUUAUUUGGAGCAAGUUCGUCAGCAUUUAGCUCGUUUACCUAGCAUUGAUCCUUACACAAGGACUAUUAUUAUCUGUGGGUUUCCUAAUGUAGGAAAAAGUAGUUUUAUUAACAAGAUUACUCGUGCAGAAGUUGAAGUCCAACCGUACGCUUUUACAACAAAAUCAUUGUACGUAGGUCACACAGACUACAAAUAUUUACGCUGGCAAGUAAUUGACACUCCUGGAAUCUUAGAUCACGCAUUGGAGGACCGUAACGUAAUUGAAAUGCAAGCAGUAACAGCUUUGGCGCAUUUGCGAGCUGCAGUUCUCUACGUCUGCGAUUUAUCUGAGCAAUGUGGUCAUUCUCUGGAGGAGCAACUGAAGCUAUUUGAGUCGAUCAAGCCGCUUUUCGCCAACAAGCCCCUAAUGGUCGUUGCGAACAAGAUCGACGUGGUCGGCCUGGACGAGCUGUCCGAUGACAAGCGUGAAGUCAUCAAGAAAUUCGAGGAACAUGAUAUUCCCAUCUUGGCGAUGAGUACAGUCACUGAGGAGGGAGUGAUGGAGGUUAAACACGAGGCUUGUGAACGACUGCUAUCCUUCCGGGUUGACCAGAAGGUCAAGACCAAGAAAGUGGAAGGUCUGCUGAACCGUCUCCAUGUCGCAAUUCCUGCUCCAAGAGACAACAAAGUACGUCCUCCUUGCAUUCCUGCUAGUGUUUUGCAGAAAAAAGCAGUGGCUGCUGAAAAAGCCGAACGUAAACGCAAGUUGGAGCGCGAUAUUGAAGAAGAAAUGGGAGAUGAUUAUAUUCUUGAUUUGAAGAAGAAUUAUGAUAUUGAAGGCGAUCAGAAGUAUGAUAUUAUUCCUGAAAUUUGGGAAGGUCACAAUGUUGCUGAUUAUAUCGAUCCAGAAAUAUUCGAUAAACUAAAUGAAUUAGAAAGAGCUGAAGAAUUAAGAAUCGCUUCAGGAAUUUACGACUACAAGGUACCAGAAUUAACAGAAACAAUGAAAGACAUCCGUGCGAUGGCCCAACAAAUCCGUGAAAAGAUCGCAAUAGAUAAGCAAGAAUCGCUUGUCAACAAACAAUCUACAAAACCAGUAAUGCCACGAACCUCAGUAGCUCGCGGUCGCGACAGAAGUGUUCGUAAAUUGCGAGACCAGAUGGAAGGUCUCGGUGUUGAUAUGGAAGACACCGGAGAUGCUCACUUCACCAAGACUCGAGGAAGAUCCCGCUCGUUAUCUGGACCAGCUCGUAAGAAGCAACGUGUCGAGUCUGUUGUCUCGACUUCUCGUGCGCGCAGCAGCUCAAGACCUGCCAGAGAUGAAAUGGGUAUCAAGGAUGUUGUGAUGAAAUCCAAGCUGAAGAAUAUCGCUCACAAAGCUAUCAGGAAGAAGGUCGCGAAGAAAGGUCUCAAAGGUGAAGCCGAUCGUUUCAUCGGUACAAAAAUGCCUAAGCAUUUGUUUUCAGGCAAACGAGGUGUUGGAAAAACUGACAGAAGAUAA